AUGCGAGUCCUCUUGCUAGGAGCGACCGGAAAUCUCGGCUCCCGCCUCCUCCCGGCCCUAAUCCAAAGGGGUCACACCGUCACUGUUUUCGUGCGGAAUCCUUCGAAACUAGCAACAAGUGUCCAGCGAGAUCAGUUUAGUAUCGAGUGCGGAGAUGCAAGAAAAGCAACCGAGAUUAAAACAGCCGCGAUAAAGCACCAGUGCGAUGCUAUCGUGAAUGCUGCCGGACUUGCGGCUGUCGCGCCGUGGGGUAGGAGUGAUCUGCCCGCUAUCAUCGAUGCGGUAGUUCGUGCCGCGCUAGAAAUUGGCCGGGAGCGCGGCAAGCCAUUGCGACUGUGGGUUCUUGCCGGACUGGGUAUUUUGGACCUUCCAACGACGAAGUAUAUGCUUGUGGAUUAUAUACGAGUCUUUGCUGAACAUCGCAGUACAUUGUCGAAACUUCAAACUUUGCCCAAAGAAAGUGUUCUGUGGUCUGUUCUCUGCCCCGCGACGAUGACCCCUCGGGCUGAGCCCAAUUAUCCUGUCAUCGCUGGAGCAUCUGUCGACAAUCUCCUGACUUCCGCUGAUACACCACCUGAAUGGUCCACUAAGCUUUUGUGGAUACCUGUUAUUGGAGGCUACUUGAAUGUCUUGAGCCAAGCUUCGGGUUACAAUACCUCGCUCGAGGACAAUGCGGAUCUUAUUGCAAGUGAUCUUCUGCGAGGAAUGGAUAGUCCGUGGAUCUACCAGAAAGUUGGAGUGAAGGAGAAGCAGAAUAAUUCGUGA
Messenger RNA from Penicillium bovifimosum, 765 nucleotides. Its product is annotated as NAD(P)-dependent oxidoreductase. NCBI's taxonomy places the organism in Eukaryota, Fungi, Ascomycota, Eurotiomycetes, Eurotiales, Aspergillaceae. The transcript has 2 exons. The record is from RefSeq and is a predicted model, not a curated record. Bases 1 to 765 code for a protein of 254 amino acids.